This is a messenger RNA of Nothobranchius furzeri (turquoise killifish), 3340 nucleotides long. It is a transcript of the gene rnf167, whose product is annotated as ring finger protein 167. Gene Ontology annotation, molecular function: zinc ion binding. The record is from RefSeq and is a predicted model, not a curated record. NCBI's taxonomy places the organism in Eukaryota, Metazoa, Chordata, Actinopteri, Cyprinodontiformes, Nothobranchiidae.
AAUAUAAAGGGGAAGAAGAAGAAGAAAAGAGGAAACACAAACAAACCAAGUCGUAGCGAACCAACUUGAGUUUUUUUUUAACUAACCGUCUAGUUUGUUGAAUUUAAGUCGGAUAAUUAAAACGUUUUUAUUCAGCUGACUGAUUAAAGUGCUAUGUACGCGGGCUACAACUGGGUAGCGACAGUUUAACCCGUAAUCUAACCUCAGCUAGCAUUAGUUAAAAUUCAGCUAACGGGAAAGAACUACUUUUUAAACAAUUUUAUUUCAGAGUGGACAUGAUAUUUUAGAGAGCAGAGAAAGAUUAAGAGAGAAGAAGCUUGGAGAUUUAAGUUAGACGAGUAGAGUUUCUCACCCCACCCAGUGUAUACAUUAGCAGAGUACAAACAAGUGUGACAAGGAGAAACCACUGAUGGCUCCAUGUGGUGUGUGGUGGUGGUCUCAGCUAAGUGUCAUAUGGAUUUUCUGCAGCAUGUUGGUUCCAGCUCCCACACAUGCCUACAUAUAUGUUCAUUAUAACAACAUGACCUCCGCUCUGUUUGAGGACCUACCUGCUUUGUUUGGACCUUCACUUCCUAAGGGGGGUUUAACGGGACAUCUGGUGGUGGCCAAACCACGUGAUGGGUGUACACCGAUCAACCCCCCUCCUCCACUGCCAAGUUUUGAUGUCAACACCACUAAAUUCAUUGUUCUCAUUGAGCGCCGUGUCUGCAAUUUCGAUUUAAAGGUUUGGCAUGCUCAGCAAGCUGGAUACGGUGCUGCAGUCGUUCACAAUGUAAACUCAGACACUCUCCUCAACAUGAACUACAGCAACAAAACUCUUGCAGAUCAGAUUCAGAUCCCCUCCGUAUUCACCGGCUACUUUGCAUCAGAAAUGCUCAAGGAAAUUAUAACGACAGAACCAGGGGCCAUUGUGAUCCUUAAACCAGAGUUUGCUUUUCCCAUCUCAUACUACCUGAUUCCCUUUACUGGAGUCGUCGGGAUGGUUAUUCUUGUGAUGUGUGUGAUCUUGGUUAUACGAUGUGUGCAGUACAGGAAAAGGUUGAGGAAGAAUCGUUUGACCAAAGAUCAACUAAAGCGGAUUCCAACACAUACGUUUAAGAAAGGAGACGACUAUGAUGUUUGUGCCAUCUGUCUGGACGAGUAUGAAGAAGGAGACAAACUGAGAGUUUUACCCUGCUCACACGCGUACCACAGCAAGUGUGUGGACCCGUGGCUCACCCAGAACAAGAAGACAUGUCCUGUGUGCAAACAGCGAGUGAUCCAGAAUAACCCGGAGCACUCAGAGUCAGAUUCUGAGGAGGAAGGGGCAGGACGCAGAGAUGAGGAAGGAACUGAUGGCGAAGCUGACUCAGAGCGCACUCCUUUGCUCCGGCCCUCCAACCCCGGGUCCCCUUCAGGGAGCCCAGUGGCCUAUUCAGCCACCACCACCGCCGCCCAGUGUCUGGUGUCUCCUGCUCGCAGCUCACCCAUCCUGGGCUACCAGGGCUACUACUCUCCUCAGGAGGACACAGACUCAGAAAGUGGCGACGCAGGAGAUGACCGGCACCACAGUGAUGAUGACACGGUUCAUCUCAUUGGUAGGAACCGAGUCGAUGCCUGAACUUAGCUGUAGUGAAGUUAGCCUGUUGUUCACUUUAAAGGAAACGAGAGAGGGUUUUCCUGCCUACAAAUGUGCUGUAAAGUUAUUUACUUUCAACAAUCAGCUAGACCUUUAGACUUCCACAGCGGCUGAUUGUUUUUUUUUUUUUUAUCCAAUAACCAGACACCAGAGGUCUACGUUGUAGUGUCAAAGCGGGAGUCGGUGUAAUUUGUUUGAUCAAAGUCCAAAAGAAUCACUCCCCUUCAUAAUCGCUCUUGUGCUCAUAUCUGUAGAUGCUUUUGUUGCAUGCUCUAAAUUGUGACCCAACAUGACCCGACCACUAGUGCUGCACAACUUUAGGAACCAGUAAGGUUUAUUUUAUUAGGUAAGAGCGUAACUCUAGAUGAGGUCUCUACACGGAAGGCUCUGAUUGUUUCAGUUAUAUUUUUAUUCCAGUUUUAAGUAAACUAACAGGAUGUACACGCGGGUAGGGGGGAUCUUUGUCUUUGCUUUUGUUUUGUGCUUUUUUCCACAGAGUAUUUCUGAGAUUUUACUGCUGCUUUUACGUUGUUGCUGAAAUCGGUGAAGGUAGGAUUUUAGCUUGAUGUAGUUUGUAAGUUUGAAUAAACUCAGGUUUAGGUCAGAAGGUCAGUUUGAAAUGGUAAGUGAAGAACCAAGUAAGGAAAUUAUUAGCUUUGAUCCUUUAAAUUGUUUUAGUUUCUCUUGGGAACCUCUGUGUUUUUAGGACAAGGUGCAUUGCCUUACACUGACCUGAAACUUCGCAUUUAAUGUUUUAAUCUGAAGACAAGAAAGGCACUCCUUCCUUUUAUUUUAUGUCUCGUUCUCCAUGCCUGAGAGUUAGCUCGUUUCCAUGGGUCUGGUGUUAGUAACGGGAUUGUGAUUUGGACAUUAACAAGCUCAGCACCAGAGUAACUGAUGAUUUGGGCGUCGUCUGUAAAUUGAAAUGAUCAUUUUUGUGAAAAGCAGCAAACGUUGUAAGCCUUUAAAAUGAUUUUGCUGCUCAAAAGUUAUGAAUGUUUUAUGGAUUAAUUAAUUUUGUCUUCAGACGCCCACGCAGAGGUUGUUUUAGAUUAAUCCAGUCUGGCGAACUCUGAGGUAACAUUUUUACUUUCCCUCUUUUUUAAAGAGAUCCAGUGCAAUUUAUUUCUCUCCCAUUUGAUAAAAUAGGUCAAUAAAACAUAUCAGAAUGGAGACAAAUCUCACAAAGCACCGCUACUUUAUAAAAGAGACAACACUGAGCAGGAUUUACACAAAGUUUGUGUUAGGGGAUUAAUUCACUGUUAGAAUGCAAAAAAACUCAAUUCCUUUAUGUUUGACCUCAGAUUGACCCCAUACUUGGUUGAUUGUGACCUGUUGGCAAUAUACUGUAUUAUACAACACAACAGCUGUUUUUAUAUGAACACACCUUAAUUAUUUUGUACUGUACCUUUUUUUAUUUCUCAGCUUAUUAAACUGUUGACAGGAACAAAAGGAAAAAUCCCACUUAAAUAAUCCUCAUACGAAACUUUCUUCUUUCUUUUAGAACGUGCCUAUAGGUCAUCCAACAGUACACGUACAGAGUAACUUUCAUUAUAAAAUAAGAGUCUAUAGGGUGUCUUCAGUGUAUUAUUCAUGGAAGGUUAAGUGACAUUAAAAUGGGACUGUGUUGCCAUAUGAUGACGUUUAUGUAUUUGUUCUUUAUAAAUGUUUAUUGACACACAUAAUACUUGAUAAUAAAGCCACAAUAAAUAGAUGUCAUUA